AAGAAGCAACUUGAAGAUCACAGAGGGCUGGCUGAGAGUCCUGCCGACGGUUUUACCCAGCUUUGAGCCUUCUACCUCCUUUUCACAAUGGUUGCCUGUAUGAAGCCCUGGCCUCUUGUGAUCGCCGUGACCCUGUGCAUCUUGUUCUGCCUGGGAACCUUGGUGGAUGCCUACCCUCCAAAGCCAGAAAGUCCUGGCCCAAAUGCUUCCGAUGAUGAAAUGGCCAAAUACUUUGCGGAUCUUCGGCAUUACAUUAACUUGGUGACAAGGCAGAGAUAUGGCAAAAGAUCCAGCCCAGAGGCCUUGAUGUCAGAUCUUAUUUUUGGAGAUAGCAGCAGCAGCAGCAGCAGCAACAGCGACCACAAUGGCAGAUCACGGUUUGAUGAUUCCUACAUGUGGUGAUGACCGUCCCGCUCCUUCCUCGAUGGUCCACCGGUUGCCUCUUUUUAAACGUUCCAAUCCUGUUGUGUCAUUUUGCAUUUUUUAAAAAAUCAAGCCUUGAAGGGCUGAACCUUUUCUUUAAACUGAGCCUGUCCUUUCCCCUCCACCAUUUUCUCUUGGGUACUGAGGCUUGAAAGAAUUUCUCUGGGGUGUCCGUCCCCCCCGCCCCCUGCAAUAGCAUUACAACAAGGCCAGGCCUCUUUCUUCCUGCAAGCCAGCAGAGAGGGCACAGCAGAAGAUCUUUGCACCUGGGGCAAGGUGGGGUGUGUGUGUGUGUGUGUCUUUGGUGGUGGCCUAGGUUGUAUUUGUAGUGACGUCUGUGUUGACUCACCAGUGCAAGACCCCACUAUGCCCACUCCGAGCCAAUCUUUGUUUAUACAUCAUUUUAUGUGUGUGCGUGCAUGUGUGUGAGCAUGAGUGAGCGUAUGUGUAAAUGUAUGUGUUUUCAAUGAAUUCUCUCUGCAUCCACAAUAAAAAGCAAAUUUA
Molecule: messenger RNA, 927 nt
Organism: Elgaria multicarinata webbii
Lineage: Eukaryota; Metazoa; Chordata; Lepidosauria; Squamata; Anguidae
Product: goannatyrotoxin-Vere1-like
Exons: 4
Coding region: 88-402 (104 amino acids)
Biological process (GO): neuropeptide signaling pathway; feeding behavior
Cellular component (GO): extracellular region
Molecular function (GO): neuropeptide Y receptor binding; neuropeptide hormone activity
Source: RefSeq, a predicted model, not a curated record